This is a messenger RNA of Neurospora hispaniola, 1497 nucleotides long. RefSeq lists its product as uncharacterized. NCBI's taxonomy places the organism in Eukaryota, Fungi, Ascomycota, Sordariomycetes, Sordariales, Sordariaceae. The transcript has 3 exons. The coding region runs from base 1 to 1497 and encodes 498 amino acids. The record is from RefSeq and is a predicted model, not a curated record.
AUGUCCGCCAACGCGUCGGCAGCGCCCUCGAGGCAAACAACAAUGAUGAGCAAUGCCAGCGAUGACACGGCCAUUCCCGAGUUCGAUCCCAACAGCACCGCCGGUAUUCUUGUCCAGCGUCUCCGGGCAUGGAAGCACGCCGUCGCCUACCUGGAAGACUAUGUCGAGGCCGUUGAAAAGAUUCACCAUUCUCAAGCAAAGGAAUACGAGAAGGUCUUGAAGGCCAUUUCCCACCCCCUGAGGGAAGGGGAUCACUUCUCCCAGCAUGCCACCAAUGUCACCGGUGUUGCGGCCAUGUUCGAGGUCCUGCGCGCCAAUACCCAGGGCAUGAUCAACAGCAACCUCGAGACACAGAAGAAACUCAAGGAGACUGUCCUCCACGACCUGAAGGGCUUGCACCACGAAAUCAAGGACUAUUCAAAGAGGCUCUCUCACAGCCUGAAUAAGGGAGCUAAGGCGGUCGAGAAGUCCCGCAACACGACUCAAAAGCAUAUCGAGCUGCUUUCCCAGCACGUUGCCUCUUUUCCGACGAGCGGCGCCGACCUCAAUCCAGCCGAUGAUCCGUAUGUUCUUCGCCAAGGCGUCAUCUACCGCCUCCAUAACCAAAUCCAGGAUGAAAACAAUCAUCGCACCGAACUCAUCACCGCCCAGGCCCAGUUCAUGGAAUUCGAGGUCAAGGUUGUUAAGAGCAUCCAAAAGGCCAUGGAGGACUUGAACACGCUCGCCGGUGGCCAUGCCGAGCAUGUUCGUGGUCUCUACGCCCAAGUGCUCCAGACCUCCCAGAACAUCCCGCCCGACUUUGAGUGGCAGGAAUUCCGGGCUCGCAGUGCCGACGUUCUCGUCAACGAGAACGAACCGCCUCGUGAACUCGGCCACCUGCUUCCCCUGGUUCCCAACGCUGAUAACCCCUCUACCAAGGCGCUCAUCGAGGGCUCUCUUGACCGCAAGUCUCGCAACAAGCUCUCGUGGGGCUACAGUACCGGCUACUACGUCGUCACCCCUGCCAGGUACCUCCACGAGUUCAAGGACAACGACCCCAAGCGCAAGGACCCCCAGCCCGAACUCAGCAUCUACCUGCCCGAUGCCAUUAUCGGCGCUCCCAAGGACGACAGGUUCAAUGUCAAGGGCAAGGACAAGUCUAAGGGCAUCGGCAGCAAGUUGGCGGGCACCUCGGAGUUGCAGUUCAAGGCCCACAGCGCCGCAGAAGCCCAAAAGUGGUUCGAUGUUAUUAGCAAUGUUGCCGGCGCUCUUGGUCCUGGCGUAGCCACCCCGGUCACUACUCCCACUCCGGACACCGAGGACAAGAAGCUCGAGGCUGCGACUAACAACCUGACAUUGAACGAGGCCCAGACCCUGCCGCCGUCUCCCCAUGAGACUGGUGUCGUUGCCAGUCCCAUCAACAUUUCGCCUGUUGACACCAAGGCUGCCGGUGCCGCCGCUCCUCCUGCUGCACCCCCUACGGCCGCGGUUCCUGAAAAGGGUGCUUUACCUAAGUAG